Echinococcus granulosus is the source of this 105-nucleotide messenger RNA. RefSeq lists its product as hypothetical. The record is from RefSeq and is a predicted model, not a curated record. Bases 1 to 105 code for a protein of 34 amino acids. NCBI's taxonomy places the organism in Eukaryota, Metazoa, Platyhelminthes, Cestoda, Cyclophyllidea, Taeniidae. The transcript has 2 exons.
AUGGGUAAUUCGGUCACACGCUGGUUGCAGUUCACGGGUAAACUCGUCAAAGAUGACCAUGUACAGAAGGAAGGAGAUUAUGUAAAUGAGUAUAAUCUGGUUUAA